This is a messenger RNA of Ostrea edulis (European flat oyster), 895 nucleotides long. RefSeq names its product disks large homolog 1-like. Lineage: Eukaryota; Metazoa; Mollusca; Bivalvia; Ostreida; Ostreidae. Bases 85 to 663 code for a protein of 192 amino acids. Gene Ontology annotation, molecular function: protein binding. The record is from RefSeq and is a predicted model, not a curated record. The transcript is spliced from 5 exons.
UUUAUGUGGCAUUGUGAUGUCAUUGUGUUUUCUUGGUGUCUAUGUGAAAGCCACGAUAGGUUUCACUAGCUUCUUGCGGAAUCGAUGCUUCCGGAAAAACAAGAUAUUUACCUCCGUCACACGAAAGAGUGCGAAAGCCGACCUUUGAGGUGCAAAAUCGAAACUACAACAUUUACCGAUUCGUCCAUGGCUGAGGCACCACCUGACGAUAUUGUAGAAAUUGUUUUGGAGAGAGGAAAUCAUGGCCUUGGUUUUAACAUCAGGGGAGGUGUAGAUAUUCCAUAUGUGCAGGAAGAUUCAGGAAUUUUUGUCACCAAAAUCAGAGAGGAUGGAGCAGCUUUCUUAGAUGGUCGUUUAAAAGAAGGAGAUAAAAUUCUUGAAAUUAAUGGACAUACAUUAAAGAGAGUUACCCAUAACGAGGCAGUACAACACUUUGUCAAUGCAGGGGAAGUUGUUACACUAAAAGUUCAACCAGGAGCAGAAGAGGCAAUACAGCAGCAAAAGGAGAAUGAAGAAAAUGAGCAGGGCUCCAGAAAUUCCACUUCAUCAUCACGACGGAAGCCCUCCAAUGCGUUCUCCACUAACACACUGGUAUACAUUAGUCUAGGUGCAGUCGCGGCAGCAGCUGCUGUUGGAUUUUUUUACUUCAAAAUGAGGCGAUGAACAAUGAUGAUAUAAUAUAUAAACGUAAGCUGUGUGUGGAUCAUUUGACAUUAGUUAUUUAAGUUACAUGUAUAGGUGUAUGCGUACUAAGUACUAGGGUUUAGAAUAAGUCAGAAAAUCUGUAAAUGUGAUGUCCAGGCGACAGCAACACUUUAUAAUAAUGUGAUCAUGAGUAUAAUCCCUUUCCCUUGUAAAUCUAAUUUUUGUUUUUUAAUAAACUAUUUUGCUCGUA